Molecule: messenger RNA, 1557 nt
Organism: Ruditapes philippinarum (Manila clam)
Lineage: Eukaryota; Metazoa; Mollusca; Bivalvia; Venerida; Veneridae
Exons: 1
Coding region: 298-975 (225 amino acids)
Biological process (GO): protein homooligomerization
Molecular function (GO): protein binding
Source: RefSeq, a predicted model, not a curated record
ACCAGAUAUAUGUCUGCAAGAUUUGUGUCAGUAAGCCACGUUCAUACAACAGUCUAAAUAAUUGCAAGAGACACGUGCAGACAUUUCACUCAGGGUUCUUUUAUUAGUGUAUUGGAUGCGGGAAGGAAUAUACCAGAAAACCAAAAGCAAAACACAACUUUGCAAGUACAAGUAAAUUUGUCCUUGUUCACAAAGAGACUAGUCUAAUUGACACCACAGCCGUUCAGAAAAGAAAACUACUGGAUAUUGAAAUUAUACAUAAUAUUAAAGAAGAGUUGAAAUUCCCUACAAGUAAUCAUGAAAAGAACUUAUCAUCCUUAUAAAUUGAAGAAAAGAAUCAAUCCAAAAGAAAACCAAAAUCAUAUGGAAUCAGCUCAUGAUUCUGACUCAUACUCUGUUCCUCGUUCACCAGAAAUAAUUAGAGGCCGGCCACUUGCAUUAGACAAGAAUGUAGUUGAACCCGGGUCGUUUAGCGACUUUCUCACCUCGUCAUCCGAGCCGACCCACAAUGCUAUAACUGAAAUUUCUUCUCGACAAAAUGAAGAGCAAUUAGCAGAUACUGAUUCCGGUUCAAAACGAAAAGAUGUUUUUGAGAAAGUGGUCAAAGAGGCAAGAGAAAUUAUUCACCAUAAGAUGUUACAAAUCCAGCAUUGGCGGGGCGAUGAAAUUACUCUAUGGGUAGGAGGAAAGAGCUUUGUCACAACGAAAUCAACAUUGAUGAAAGAACCAAGUUUUCUUUACAAACUGAAUGUAACCGCUGAUUCAGUGAUAACGAUAGACAGAGACCCGUCCCACUUCAAAUUUAUUCUGAAUUAUUUAAGGUAUGAUUGCACAAUGCCGAUAGGUUGUCUUCCGAAUGAUCUACAGGUUAUGAAUGAAUUGAAACAAGAGGCUUCUUAUUUUUGUCUACCAAAACUAGAAUUUAUCAUUCAAAAAAAGAUCGUUAUUUUGCAAGAACUCUUGGGAUUGUUAUAAUUUCAAAUCGAUAAUGAUAUCAAUCGGAUUAAAUCAGACUAAGAAUUUAAUUAAACACAUCAAGGACUUUUAUAUUAUCAAAUAAUAGGUAUAUUCACGGGGUUAUAAGUGUUCCACUCAUGACAAUGUAUUUUAAAAAACAGAGUUAUUCUGACAUGUCAUGUAUUCUUGUGACGACGGUUACAGCUGGAAACGUCAUGGACUUUGUCGUCUGGCUAGUAAAAACAUGAAGAAAUAAAUAGUUGACAAAAUGGCAAUAAUCUGUCUUUGAUAUAAAUGAACAUCGAAGUACAAUAACAAAGAUAUAACAUAAUGAUUGCCACUAACUUUGAUCUAUUCGUGGAAAACAAAUCUGCUAAAGUAACUACAGCCAAAAUGUUUGGAGUAAUAAAUAGCUAAGGAGGAUGUUGCUCUUUUUAGUAACUGACAAUAAGAAUUUAUUAAAGUGAAAACACAUCAGCAGUAACAAACAUUUUAUGCAUAACUCUGAACUUUAUUUAAAUUUUCUGGUAAUACAGUCAUUGUAAAUAAGGGAUUAAAAUUUAUAACAAACCACUGUGCAUAGUGCGGAAGAGGAACAGG